AUGUUGGUAGACUUGAUAAAGGAAUAUUUACAAGAAAGGGAAGAAAUAGUACGAGAACUCAGAGAAUCAAUAAAGAAGAGUUCACAAGAACUCAGAGAAUCAUUAGAGAAGGGUUUACAAGAAAGGGAAGAAAUAGUACGAAAUUUCGGAAAAUCAUUAAAGGAAGAUUUACAAGAAUUUAGAGAAAACUUGGAGUCAGGUAAGGAAACUAUAGUACAAGAAAUCAGAACUUCGUACACAAAGACGGAAUGUGAUCUGAAGAAGGAAAUGCAGGAGUUACCAGAACAACUGAAGAUGAACAUCGACGAGAGAGAAAAUAAAUUACAGACAAAUAUAGACCAGGUCCAGGGAGACAUGGAGAAGACGGAAGGAAAGUUAACAGAGAAGAUAGAAGAAGAUGUGGAAGAAAAUAGAACCGAAUUGGGAGAAAAGAUCACCGAAGUGACGCAGAUGCAGAAACAAUGCAACGAUGUGGUUGAGGGGAUAGGAGAAAAGCAAAGACAAUUGGCAGUAAAUCUGAAAAAUGCUAUAGCCGUACAGCGAGAAGAAGAUUACCAGAGGGGUGCAAUCGAAGGUGAGGCCUUCACUUGUGGAAUCAAGAGGAAGAAAGAGACUAAUAAUUAUGAUCAGUUCGGAGGAGAAUUAUUGAAGAAAUGCUGGCCCAAGAGUCGUCAAUGUGCAGCACUUGAGGACCCACUACGAGGCAGACCACUUAGUAAUUGGAAGAGAACAUCGGAAGAAUUUGCCAAACAUUUGUGGAAAUGGAAAGAGACUUUGGAACAACCCCUGAGUGACAACGUAAUGGUAUCUGCAAUAAAAAGAGGAAUGAAUCAGAAAAAGCAAGGAACCAUAUCCAGGAGCCCAAUUAAAGGUAGAGAGGCCUUAAUGAAGAUACUGGAGCAGUUGGAAUCUAUUAAAUCACAGAAAUACAAGCAAGCUAAUGAUCGAAACAGAGAAGGGAGUAAUGACCCAAGGAUUCAUAUUAAUCAUUUGUCUGAUUUCCGAGGAAGAGGCGGAGGAACCGAGAAACCAGAUGACACUCCAGAUGAGGUCCGGUCUGGAGUGAGGGCUAUAAUGACCCAAAAUAAACAUGCUAAGACAUGUUCUGAUCUCAAGUAUGCCACAGAAUCUGGAUUACGUAAUUUUCUCAAGCUGUCGUACACACAUCCCACGGCCACAUAA
Messenger RNA from Schistocerca nitens (vagrant locust), 1182 nucleotides. RefSeq lists its product as uncharacterized. The record is from RefSeq and is a predicted model, not a curated record. Bases 1 to 1182 code for a protein of 393 amino acids. NCBI's taxonomy places the organism in Eukaryota, Metazoa, Arthropoda, Insecta, Orthoptera, Acrididae. The transcript is spliced from 2 exons.